AUGUUUCAAAAGCAGACUUUUGGCAGCAGUCCGUCUGGAUUUGGCACGUCUACGACCCCCUCCUUCGGUAGCUUCAAGCCGGCCACUGGGACGAAUGCCUUCGGAGCGUCACCAGCCUUCGGUGCCGCCUCCACCGCGCAGCCAACCACUGGCGGUGGUCUAUUCGGAUCCUCCAACACCAGCAGCGGCCUGUUCGGUGGUUCCACUGCUGCCACGUCCACCCCGGCCUUCGGCGCCACGUCUGGCGGCUUCGGCUUCGGCGGCGGCACCACCACCGGCGGUCUGUUUAGCAACAACCAGUCCACUGGUCUAUUCGGCAACACGCAGAACACCUCCGCCUUUGGGGCGAAACCCGCAGGUUUCGGCUUUGGCAACACUUCAGCAACUGGCACAACCAGCACCGGGCUGUUUGGUUCCACCCCAUCCACCAGCACUGGUCUGUUUGGACAGCAGAACACCACACUCGGUGGUGGUGGCCUUUUCACAAACACCGGAAGUACAUUUGGUCAGCAGCAACAGCCAACGGGCACUGGGCACACCAAGUACAACCCAGUCGUUGGCACCGAUGUGGUGGUCAAGUCUGGGGCGUCCCAGAAUGUCAACAUCAAGCACCAUUGCAUCACCUGCAUGAAGGAAUAUGAGGGGAAAUCGCUCGAGGAACUGCGUCUAGAAGACUACACCGCCGGACGUCGUGGCUCCACCACCGGCGUCUUCUCCGGUUUCCAACAGCCCACGGAAAACAAACCUCUCUUUGGAGGAUCAACCACCUUCGGUCAACCAGCCACCACCAGCGCGCCUCUCUUCGGCGGCGGUCUCUCCACCUCCACCUUCGGGCAGAGCAAUACUUUUGCUUUCGGCGGCGGCGCCCAGAACCAGACAACGUCUACGGGGCUGUUUGGGGCCAGCAAGCCCGCUUUUGGAACCACCACCACACCCGGCACCGGCAUCUUCGGAGCGGCGACGACCCAGACACCGACCUUUGGCACCACCACCCCCACCUUCGGCGGCUUCGGCACCAGCACGCAGAACCAGAGCACGGGCCUGUUCGGCGCGAAGGGCGGCGGCUUCGGCGCGGCGCCGGGCGGCUUCUCGGGCUUCGGCGCGGGCUCGGGCGGCGCGCUGUUCGCCAAGCCGCAGCAGGCCGCGGCGCCGCCGCCGUUCGGCACGCUGUCCACCGGCUUCGGCGCCAACACUUCCACCACCGGCUUCUUCGGUGGCCUCUCCAAGCCCAACACCACCCCACUGCUGGGCGGCCAGCAGCAGACCACUGGCUUCGGUGCCGGUUUGGGCGCCGGUCUGGGCACCUCGUUCCAGGCCAAGCCGGCGGCGCCUGCCUUCGGUGGACUGCAGAACACCUUCCAGCAGCCGCAGCAGAACACUUUCCAGGGCUCCCUGAACUUGGGCGGCGGGAUGUUCGGGAACAACUCCGGCCUCGGCACCGGCCUCUCUAUGGGCGGCCUGGGCACUAGUGCAGCGGCCCCGCAAAUGGGUGGCAGCGCUGCCGGCAGCGGGGUCCACGAGCAGAUCCUGACCCUGGCUGCGCGCCCCUACGGAGACUCGCCCCUCUUCAAGGACCUGCUCCCUGACUCUGCUUCACCGGCCGACGAGGCGCUGAAGCCGACCAACCCUGCCGCCCUGAAGACCGCCCUGGACAACGCGUACAAGGUGGCCUCUCCGUCUUCCGGCCGGCUGAGGGUGCUGCCACGGCCCACCAUCUCCCACGACAAGAAGUCCCUGUUCGACGGCCUUGAGGAGUCGGACGCCAGCCUGGAGGACAAGCUGUCCCUGCGGCCGAGCAGGAAGCGGCUGGUGCUGAGGCCCAGCGCCAGGCCGGGCGACGAGCCUGUCGCCGGCGAGGGCGACAGGUCGCUGGAACAACCCACCUCACCGGGCGAGUCGAAAGUCGACUAUUCGGAGAAGAGCGGUCCGGCUUCGAACCAGGGACCGAGCCCGCCCGCCAGAAGCGAGCACAACGGCGUCCACGAUGCCAGUCCUGACGUGAACUCCGAGAAGCACGGGAACUGGCUGAGUGGCAGCAAGGUGACCUGGGCCGACAAGGAGAAGCAGACGGAGAAUGACUCUACGCCGCGACUGUACCCCAACUUGGACAAGGAGAUGUCGCAGACAACGGACAGACGCGCAAGCUGGUUGACGACGAAGCCGCUGCGAAAGCCGCUGGCUUCGAACCCGGACGCGGCUGAGAGCUCGGUGCGAGAGCUGGCCAUUCGACCGGAGCGCGCCUCGCUCGACAAGGAGAAUGUCGACUCGGGCUCCGUGUCCGAGGAGGAGAACGCGAUCGACGGCGACGCGCCUCCCCACCCGACCGGCAUCAAACUUCGACGCCCCGGUUACUACACAAUACCAUCGCUGGACGAGCUAAAAGAGUACAUUCGCCCGGACGGCAGCUGCGUGGUGCCGCACUUCACUAUCGGCCGCCGGAACUACGGCAACGUGUUCUACGACUGCGAGAUGGACGUGGCCAACCUCGACCUGGACGCGCUCGUGCACUUCAUGAACAAGGAGGUGAUCGUGUACCCCGAGGACGCCGCGAAGCCGCCCGUGGGCCGCGAGCUGAACCGGCGCGCCGUCGUCACGCUGGACCGCGUCUGGCCGCGCGACAAGACGCAGCGGCGGCUCAUCGUCGAGCCGGAGAGACUCCUGAAAAUGGACUACGAGGGAAAGCUGAGGCGCGUGUGUGAGAAACACGACACUAAGUUCAUCGAGUAUCGCCCGCAGACUGGCAGCUGGGUGUUCAGGGUGGAGCAUUUCAGCAAGUACGGGCUGACGGAUUCGGACGAGGAAGACGAUCCCACUCCCGACGUGCUGAAGAGGCAGCUCGCCGCCCAGCCCCAGCAGCCGCCGCCCACCGCUGCGAAGCAAGCGGCUGCAGUGCAGACCGCCAGCCCGGUCGGUCUCGGCGGUCUCGGCGGGUCCGGCGGUCUCGGUGGGUCCGGCGGUCUCAGCGGGUCCGGCGGUCUCGGCGGGUCCGGCGGUCUCGGUGGGUCCGGCGGUCUCAGCGGGUCCGGCGGUCUCGGUGGGUCCGGCGGUCUCAGCGGGUCCGGCGGUCUCGGUGGGUCCGGCGGUCUCGGUGGGACCGGCGGUCUCGGCGGGUCCGGCGGUCUCGGCGGUCUUUCCAGCUUCCCGGCGGACGGCGCUAGUUCCGUUGCCGAGGAUAUGUUCUCGAUGCAACGCACCAGCCUCGACCUCCUCAACGCGACGGAGAAAGCGUACGAGAUGGACACAACUGAGGACAGCGGGGAGGCACCCACCCUGUACCCAGACAGCCUCGCAUUCGGCGUGAAGAGUCCAACAAGCGAGCUGGCGAGGCUCGAGCACCGGCAGAGCCACAGUGUGCAACUGAUGAAGGCCUCCCUAUAUGCGGACAUUGACAUGGACGAGGCUGUCUCGGAGUCGACGGGCGACCAGCUCGUGCCGAUGAGCGGGGUCGGCAGCGCCCCAUCGCUGUCAGCCAGGCCGGAGAUCUUGUCGCGGGACGACGAGCUCGUCGCCGCCCCGCAGCCGCCGACGGAGGAGGCGGUUAUGAGGCCCCUGGUGGUUCGGCCUCACAGCGUUGUGCUGAAGUACCAUAGGAAGGUGCCACCCUUCAAGGAGACCAUAGCAGGUCGGCUGGACGGGCGGUGCCUGGCGGACGUGUCGGUGAGCCUCGCCCGCCACGCCAGGGUCGGCUUCGGCCCGCGGAACCAGCUCGCCUUCGCCACCUCCCACCGCUCGCUGGCGGACCUGCCACGCUAUCCCCAACCUAUCUCGGAGAUCCCCAACCUAUCUCGGAGAUCCCCAACCUAUCUCGGAGAUCCCCAACCGAUCUCGGAGAUCCCCAACCUAUCUUGGACAUCCCCAACUUAUCUCGGAGAUCCCCAACCGAUCUCGGAAAUCCCCAACCUAUCUCGGAGAUCCCCAACCUAUCUCGGAGAUCCCCAACCGAUCUCGGAGAUCCCCAACCGAUCUCGGAGAUCCCCAACCGAUCUCGGAGAUCCCGAACCGAUCUCGGAGAUCCCCAACCUAUCUCGGAGAUCCCCAACCGAUCUCGGAGAUCCCCAACCGAUCUCUGAGAUCCCCAACCUAUCUCGGAGAUCCCCAACCGAUCUCGGAGAUCCCCAACCUAUCUCGGAGAUCCCCAACCUAUCUCGGAGAUCCCCAACCUAUCUCGGAGAUCCCCAACCUAUCUCGGAGAUCCCGAACCGAUCUCGGAGAUCCCCAACCUAUCUCGGAGAUCCCCAACCUAUCUCGGAGAUCCCCAACCUAUCUCGGAGAUCCCCAACCUAUCUCGGAGAUCCCCAACCUAUCUCGGAGAUCCCCAACCGAUCUCGGAGAUCCCCAACCUAUCUCGGAGAUCCCCAACCUAUCUCGGAGAUCCCCAACCUAUCUCGGAGAUCCCCAACCUAUCUCGGAGAUCCCGAACCGAUCUCGGAGAUCCCCAACCUAUCUCGGAGAUCCCCAACCUAUCUCGGAGAUCCCCAACCUAUCUCGGAGAUCCCCAACCGAUCUCGGAGAUCCCCAACCUAUCUCGGAGAUCCCCAACCUAUCUCGGAGAUAGCACCACGAUCAACUGAUGACUACUUUUUUUUAGCGAUUGGUCUUACGCCAAAGGCGGCCGAGCUCAGCGAGAUCGGGCGCUACACUCGCGGCCGCGGCGAAGACGACUGGAGCGAGCCGGUGGUGGCCAGAUUGGCCAUAGGCCAGGAGCCCACCGACCCGCAGGACGCCCUGCCUGCGCAGAUGGAGUGCCUCUUCGAGUUCUGCAACCUGGUGGAGGAAGGCGACUGCCCCAGGCUGGUGGUGGACUCGGAGCCGGAGCGGAGGCUGGGGCUGCUGCGGCAACUGCUCAAGCACGCGGAGAGCGAGACGGGCGACACCUACCGGCUCCAGGUGUGGAAGCUCUGCGAGGCGCUGUGGGCGGCUGACCUGGAGAAUGGGGGCAUCCCGGGCGCGGACGUGUCAUCGUCGGUGCUCCGCCAUCGCAGGCUGCUGCGCUGGCUGCAGCAGGCCACCGAGGAGGCCACUCGCCGGGACCUGGAGGCGACGGCGCGAUCUGACCCCCUCGACGAGUCCGACGGGCACAGCGGCCGCGUGUGGAGCCUGCUGGUGGGCGGUCGCGUGUUCGAAGCGUGCAAGGUGGCGCGCGAGAGCGGCGACCUGCACAUGGCCACCCUACUCGCCCAGGUCGCCGGCAACCCCACUUUCCAGUCGCUGGUGGCGAAGCAGCUGCACCUGUGGCGCGAGUGCGGCGCCUCCGAGCUGGUGGCGGAGCCGCGGCUGGCGGCGCUGCACCUGGCGGCGGGGCUGCGCCCCCCCGGCGCCCUGGAGCGCCUCGACUGGCUGCGCGCGCUGCACGCCACCGCCAGAUACCUGUGCCCGCAAGUGCCGCGCCUGGAACAGGUGGUGCGCGCCUACGAGGGCUACUUCGGCGCGACAGGCUCAUCGCGCCCGACGGGAGGCGACGAGCUCGACGCCGGCGAUGAGCUGGUCGCCGGCGACGAGAUGGGCAUGCGGCCGCCGCUGCCGCCCUACUGCGACCGCUACGAGCGCGCGGUGGACGGCGACGGCAGAAAUCGACGCGUUCUGGACCUCCGCUACGAGCUGAUCCGAGCGAGGGCUUUCAACUGCCGUCCCAAGCUCCAGCCCGCUGCGUAUACCGCUGAUCCUCUGGACUACAGCCUAUGCUUCCUGGUGGGCGCGUGGCUGGGCGGGCCGAGCGGCGAGAGCGUGGAGGGCGUCGCGCAGCAGCUGGAGGCGCGCGGCCACUGGCACCUGGCGUUGCAGGCGCUGGCACACCUGCCACAGCGCGCCAGACGGGCGCGGCUGAUGCGCGGCGUGCUGGACAGGAACGCUCCGAGCCUGGCGGAGGGCGAGCAGCUGCGGCGGCUGAGGGCGGCGCAGGCGCUGAGGCUGCCCGGCGCGUGGCUGCUGCUGGCCCAGGCCCACCGGGCCAAGUACGAGCACAAACCGAUGCUGGAGCUGGAGCACCUGGUGGGUGCCCAGCAGUGGAACGCCGCCCACAGGCUCCUAGUGGAGGAGCUCCUCGCGGAGGUGGUGCUUUCCGAUAACAUCCAGAGCGUGAGGCCGAUGCUGUUGAAGAUGCGAGAGGCGGCCGAGAGGCACAAGAUCAGCGGCUGGGAGGCUGGAGGCAGCGCGCUGUACCACUACAUGCACGUCUGCGACGAGGUGCGCGGGCUCGUGUCGGCGGCGGAGGGCGGCGCCCCGCUGCAGGCGCGCCUCGAGGCGCUGCGCCCCCGCCUGGCGGCCGCCUGCGCCGCCCUGGAGCGCCUGGCGCCCAGGGGCGGGCGUGGAGCGGCUGCGCGUGCCGAGAUGGGCGGGCGGCUGGUGCAGCUGGCGCUGGCGGGGGGCGAAGCGCCCAGGCGGCUGGCGGCGCUGCUCGGCGCCCUGCGGCUGCCGCCGGACUGCGCCGCGCUGGCGCACCGCAAGAUCACCAGCGAGCUGGCCGAGCAGGCUUCGGAGCUGUGCCUCGACUCGCCGCCCCCUCACCCCGCCGCGCCCCACCGCGCCCUCCGCGCC
Iphiclides podalirius (scarce swallowtail) is the source of this 6534-nucleotide messenger RNA. The record is from the annotation of a GenBank genome assembly. Lineage: Eukaryota; Metazoa; Arthropoda; Insecta; Lepidoptera; Papilionidae.